Molecule: messenger RNA, 573 nt
Organism: Fragaria vesca subsp. vesca
Lineage: Eukaryota; Viridiplantae; Streptophyta; Magnoliopsida; Rosales; Rosaceae
Product: TMV resistance protein N-like
Exons: 1
Coding region: 1-573 (190 amino acids)
Biological process (GO): signal transduction
Source: RefSeq, a predicted model, not a curated record
AUGUACAUAGGGAGUAGAUUGUUCGGCACCACUUUCAAAUGCAACAAAACACAACUAUGGAGGUACGAUGUGUUUCUGAGUUUCACUGGGGAAACCCGCAAAGGUUUUACUCACUUCUUGUACAAAGCCCUGCAAAGGCGAGGACUCAAAAUAUUCAGAGAUCGAGAACUAAAAAGAGGCACAAACAUCUCUUCAAACCUCUUGGCUGCAAUCGAAGAGUCGAGGUUUGCCAUUGUUGUCCUCUCACCAAAGUACGCUUCGUCUACAUGGUGCUUGGAAGAACUUACAAAGAUUAUGGACUGCAUGGAAGUCAAGGGCACAACAAUUCUCCCAAUUUUCUACAAGGUGAAGCCAAAGAGUUUACCGAACCAAAGAGGAGCUUUUGCAGAAGCCUUCAACAAGCAUGAUACUAAUUACGUUAACGACAGAGCGAAAGUGCGAAGGUGGAGAAGUGCUUUUACAAAACUCAGUGGCAUCGCUCGAUGGAUAUCGACAGAAUGGUUCGAGUACGAGCUUAUCGACGAAGUCGUAGAAUUAGUUUGUAGCAGAUGCAUCUUAUCUCGAGCCAAAUGA